Molecule: messenger RNA, 618 nt
Organism: Aspergillus fischeri NRRL 181
Lineage: Eukaryota; Fungi; Ascomycota; Eurotiomycetes; Eurotiales; Aspergillaceae
Product: signal peptidase complex subunit 2
Exons: 3
Coding region: 1-618 (205 amino acids)
Biological process (GO): protein targeting to ER
Cellular component (GO): signal peptidase complex; membrane
Source: RefSeq, a predicted model, not a curated record
AUGGCAACCUCCUCGGCGCCGAAGGUGCCUGUUUACUCUGUUAACGAUCUGAAAUCAACCACAGAUGAUGCCCUUGUCCCGUACUUGUGUACCCUUCCUCAACCGUAUACCUUCAAACAAGACCACUCUAAAUCCAAUGUCCGAUUCCUCCUUGGCUACAGCGCAGUCGCCAUCGCUGCAUUCACUUUCUACGCUGAUCGCAAACUUGGAUGGGAAGCAACUACCUCCCCAUGGGUUAUAGCAGCAGUGUGUUCAUACUUUAUCCUGAACACCGGCCUCACAUUCUGGAUUUGGGCUGUUGAAGCUGGCGAGGUUUUUCGCGGCAAGCGAAAGUCGGGUGAAACGAUUUCAAUUCGGUCUUCUGUGAAGAAACACUCCCCUCUCUACAAGCUCCGCGUACAGUACACGUCGCCCUCCAACAAGAUUCUCCAAGAAAAGGAGAUCGAAGCCCCAUUUAUGAACUGGUUUUCCGCGGACGGAACUUUCCACCCUGGACCACUGCGACGCUGGCUUUCCACCGAGAUUGAGGUGCUACGACUUGCGGCUAAGGAAACAGAGAGGAAAACUGGCGGGGUUGGAAGUGUUGUAGGAGUGCAGGAUACCAAUAACAAGAAGUGA